AUGAUAAUUAAGAUCCCGGCUUGUCUAUUGUUUGCCAUUGCCGAUCAUUCCAUUGAUUCACCGACACAUAAAAGUGAUGAUUCUAUUGAUGUUAGUUCAUCGAUUGGUGUUAGUAGCCAUCAUCAUGAUGGUAGUAAUGGUGGUGGUGGAUCCGAUGGAUCCUCGAAUAGUGGUAACAGCCCACAACAUCUGAUACCCGGUAUGGUUGAAGAUCUACUUGCAAAUGAAUCAACAAUGGAUGGAUCGAUACGUAUACCAAGUCCGAUUGGACCGGCAUCAUUAUCACAUGCAGCCGUCGUUGAUUCUGAAUCCGAUCUUAUGGGGGCUGAAUCGGAUUCAAAAUUUUCUCUUUCCAAAUUGAAAAGACCGUUUGCUCGACUUCCGUUUGAUCUCCGAUUUAAUACACGAUUUUUAAAUGGCCCAUUAAUGACAUCCAGUUCGAAUAUGUUACGACAAGUUCAUCAUUCACAUCCUCCACCGCCGCAACCAAUGCGUGGUCCAGGACCACAAAUGAUGCUUCAACCAGGUCCACAAAAUAUGCGACCAUCAUUUCCACCAAAUGGACCAAAUCCAGGUCAUCGAGGACCGCCACCACCACAAUUUCAACAACACCCACCACCCCCAGGAUAUGGUAGUCAUCAACCAAUCUUUAAAUCAUUACCACCACAUGGUUCAAAUGGAAUUAUGCAACCAGGACCAAAAUCAUUGAUGCCUCCUCAACCACAAUCACAAAUGAUGCAUCAUCAAGGUCCACCACCACCACCACCACAGCAACAACAACAACAACAAGGUCCACCUGGAUCACCAGCUCAUAUCGAUAUUGAACCAGUAGGUAUGAGUGGUAUUGAUCCAAUGGUCCACACUAUUGCCGAAUAUAUCGAUUCAGGUGAUGAUAGACACAAUGAAUUGAUCAACGAUUACGAUCGUCAAACAUCAUCUAAUGAAAUAUGGCCUAUUGCUCAGCCUGAAUUAGCUAAAAUUGUUCAUUUAGAUGUUAAAUGUGAAAAGAAUUUCAUGAAAGUAUCAGUUGAAUUUGAUCGUCCAUUCAAUGGUAUCAUCUUCAGUAAAGGACAUUUUAGUCAACCGAAUUGUAUCCAUUUGCCAUCCGGUUCUGGUCGUUCAUCAAUUUAUUUCGAUAUACGAAUCGAUAGUUGUGGUACCACCGGUAAUAUGGGACCAAAUUCAUUGACAGCCUAUGGCAAUGUUAAUGCUGGAAACUUUUUCGAAAACACCGUUAUAUUUCAAUAUGAUCCAUUCGUACAAGAAGCCUGGGAUCAGGCGCGGAAACUUCGAUGCACAUGGCAUGAUCAAUAUGAAAAAUCCGUAUCAUUCCGUCCAUUCCCAGUCGAUAUGGUCGAUGUAGUUCGAGCCGAUUUCGCUGGCGAUAAUGUCGGUUGUUGGAUGCAGAUUCAAGUUGGUCGUGGUCCAUGGGCAAGUGAAGUAGCCGGUAUUGUAAAAAUUGGCCAAACAAUGACAAUGGUAUUAGCUAUCAAAGAUGAGGAGAAUAAAUUCGAUAUGUUGGUCAGAAAUUGUGUAGCUCAUGAUGGCAAACGAGCACCAAUCGAAUUAGUCGACACCAACGGUUGUAUUGUACGAUCGAAACUUAUGUCGAAAUUUACGAAAAUCAAAAACUUUGGCUCAAGUGCAUCGGUGUUGAGCUACGCACAUUUCCAGGCAUUCAAAUUUCCCGAUUCAAUGGAAGUACAUUUUCAAUGUACCAUUCAGAUCUGUAAAAAUAGCUGUCCGGAACAAUGUGAUCAAUCGGGUCAAUCGAAUAUUCAUUAUAUUAAUCAUCAGAUCACUGGUACAAUGCAAAAUCUACAAAACCAUCGAGAUAUUAUGGGCGGUAGUAGCGGUGGUGACAUUUAUCUUAGUUCGGAUUUGCCAUCAGCGGCAGCACAAAUCGGUGAACUACCUGGACGAUCGGAUAAUAGUGUAUUGGCUCGACCUCGUGAAGUUCGUGAUGUAAGUGGUGAAUUGAAAGAAAUCCUUCAAGAAACAAAUGUAACCGCAGCUAAAGAGGUUGGUGUAGAAAAAGUUAUACGUGUCAUAUCGACUGGUGAUCUUAGUUUUGCUACAUCGGAUAAAUUAACUGCCGAACAACAAUCGAUUAUAGAAACGAAUGAAACAUCUAAUGGAACAUCCAGUAGUCAUCCUCAUUAUCGAAUUGGGCCGAAAUCUUGGCUCUCGGAAAAGAUAAAUGAAAAAAUUUGCAUGUCAUCGAUUAAUUUUCUCGUAUGUUUCGUAACAUUAUCGACUUUGGCAUUAUUUUUCUGCACUUGUUCAGUGGUUAUGUGUUGCCGUAAACGUUCAAUUUAUGGUGAUCAUGCGGCUGCAGCUGCCAUGUUACAUGGUGCCGUACAUUUAAAUGGCAAAUCUUCAAGUAAAAAAACUUCGGCCAAAGAAGCACAGUUGAUUAAAAAUGGUAAACGUAGUAAACAUGAACAGAAUAGCCAUGAUAGUAGCUAUGGAUCACAACAGACGGUCAUACCGGUCAUGUCGGGUAAUGGUACAAAUGGUGGUUAUCUAAGUAGCUCAUCGAUAUUAUCACCACGGGUACAAGCAACAGCCGGAGGUACAAAUGGCUAUGUUAUGUAUCAUUAAAAACUGAACCGAUUUCAACCAAAUCAAAAAAAAAAAAAUUUUUUUUCUCCAAUUAUAAUCAAUCAAUUUUAUAUGGUGAUCAUCUUUGGACAUUAUGAAUGACCUAUAUGCAUAUAUCCAUAACAAAGUCCAUAAAAACCUUUGACCUUUUUUUUCGAUGCAAAAAUCAAGCAAAAAAAGCCCUCAUCAUCAUCAUCAUCAUCAUUAUCAUCAACAUCAUUUUAAUUUAUUUAUUAAUCUUUCAUUCAUAACACACACAAAUCUACUUCAUAUAUUGACGACAAAAUCCAAAUCCACACAUACAUACAUAUACAGAAAUCCUGCAGCUAAAAAAAUUUCCGAUUUUUUCUUUCAUUUUCACU
Messenger RNA from Dermatophagoides farinae (American house dust mite), 2966 nucleotides. The record is from RefSeq and is a predicted model, not a curated record. NCBI's taxonomy places the organism in Eukaryota, Metazoa, Arthropoda, Arachnida, Sarcoptiformes, Pyroglyphidae.